AUGAUUCGAUCCCCAAACACCUCCUUUCUCCCAACACUUCCCCUCCUUCUGCUGCUUUUCCUCCUCACAGCCCAAGCAGCUCAACCCAGAUUCCUCGCUCAGACCUGCAAUUCCUCCUGCGGCGAGCUCACGGGCAUCACCUACCCAUUUCGCCUCACCACCGACCCACAAGGCUGCGGCGACACCGACUACGAGAUCUCCUGUGAGAACGACAAACCCACUUUGCAAUUCCACUCCGGUAAGUACCACGUCCGCCGAAUCUCCUACGGAAGCCGCACAAUUCGCGUCGUCGAUCCGAGCUUCUUCGCCGCCAAUGGAACCUGCAUCGGCUUGCCUUCCCAAUCGCUUUCCGUUAUGGAAUUGAAUGAGGACUCCCGUUACAGAGGAUUCGCUUCCAACAUCGAGACCAGCUUUGUGCGAUGCAGCGGUAAUAUCACCAUCCAAUCUUACAGGAGAGUACCUUGCUUGAGUGAUGAUGAUGGGUUGAAUUCAGUUUAUGUCAGCUACGGGACUUACAUAAUUUCUGGGCUCAAGGGUCCUUGCUCUUUCCUCGCUAGGGUUCCCACGAUUUAUCAGGCGGUGAUGGGUCCGAGCUAUGAGAACAUUAUGUUGUUGUUGCAGGAAGGGUUUGAUCUUGGAUGGUCUGUUGAGUGCCAUGACACUCCGUUCACCUAUGAAUGUCGCAGUCCAGAGUACUACGUUUAUGGUGUGGUUUCAUUCUUCGCCGGUUUUCUUUCCAGUGUUUUCUUUGAUGUCACUCUGGUGGCCAGGUUCGUCCUCGCUCCAAUGGUGGUUUUUGGGUUCCUGAUCCACAAGUACAGAACAACACAGAAGAGUACUGUUACAGAAAUGGUGGUGGCCAAGAAUUCUUCUCUUGUGGCUAGGAGGUACUCUUACGCUGAUAUAGUUGCGAUGACGGAUCAAUUCAGAGACAAAAUAGGCCGAGGCAGGUUUGGUACUGUGUUCAAGGGCAAACUGCCUGAUGGUGGUUUGGUCGCGGUCAAAGUGCUUGGUGAUCCAAUCAAGCUCGCUGGCGAGGGUUUCGUGAAUGAAAUCAAUGUAAUCGCUAGAGUUCAUCACAACAAUGUGGUUAGGCUUCUUGGAGUUUGCUCUGAAGGAUCUCACAAUGUUCUCGUAUUGGAUUACAUGCCUAAUGGAUCGCUUGAUAAGUACAUAGCUUCAAGAGAAGAGGGAACAAAAUUCCAGCCUCUUAGCUUGGAGCAACUCCUUCAGGUUGCCUUGGGGACAGCUCGAGGGAUCCGGCAUUUACAUGAGGGAUGUGAUUCAUGCAUUCUUCAUAUGGAUAUUAAAUCUCAAAAUGUGUUGCUGGACCAUGGUUUUGUUCCAAAAGUUACAGACUUUGGGCUGUCCAAAUUCCAUAAUAAGGAGGGAAAGGAUUCUUUCUCCAUGGGGACUCCAAGAGCUGAUCUCCGGUACGUUGCACCAGAAGUGCUCUCAAAUGGCUUGGGAGAUGUUUUGUGCAGAUCAGACGUGUAUAGUUUCGGAAUGCUGUUGCUUGAAAUGGUCGAAGGGAAAUGGCUGGCCGAAUCAAAGGGGAAAUCUUCUUCCCAAGUGUACUUCCCCAUGUGGGUUUAUGACCACUUAAGUGAAGGAGGAGAUUUGGAGCUACAGAAUGUUACUCAACUCGAAUCUGCUAUAGCGAGGAAGCUGUGUGUUGUGGGAUUAUGGUGCAUCCAAAAGAGCGUGUCACAGCGUCCAUUGAUGGCCAAAGUUGUGGAAAUGUUGGAAACCAAUGGUGAUCAUCUGCAGUUGCCUCCAAACUCGUUCUGCUUUCCAGAACAUGUUUCCGCCAAGGACCUUCAAUCGGAUUCUUCCAGACAAUUAUUGAUACCUGAAUCUGUGGAGCCAAGCUCGUAG
Messenger RNA from Linum tenue, 1878 nucleotides. Lineage: Eukaryota; Viridiplantae; Streptophyta; Magnoliopsida; Malpighiales; Linaceae. The record is from the annotation of a GenBank genome assembly.